AUGAAGUUCCUACACCAGGUCGUAGCUAUGCUACCUAUUGCUGCAACAAGCAUGGCUUCGACGUUCAAUUGUUCUAUUUCAACUUUCCAGUCGUUUUUGGCUGCUAAUGAAACUUCUGGACAAGUAUUAUCUGCAGUAGCUUACUUGGACAAUUCCACAUUUAUUUCACCGAGUUCCAGCCGCCAAAUCCCAACUGGCAUGCCUGCAAACUGUGCCGUUCAACUAAACAUCACUACUGAGGUCAAUACUCAUUUUAGUUUCAUAUUGAUGUUACCUACCAAGUGGAAUAGUAGAUUUUUUGGAGCUGCUCAAAGUGGUCAGGGAAUCAAUUACAUCGAUGUGGAUGGCUUGACUGAUUCGAUCAUAUCUGAUCCUCUUGGCUGCAACCUCAAUCGUUUGACCCUGGUUUGCACGGCAAACAAGACUACUUUCUGCCUUACUAGUCCACAACUUGACACCCUUCUGUCCAUUUACAAUGACUGGGUCGAUGUCAAUCAAACCUACGUUUUCAGUCAUGUCCUCUACGGGAGUGAGGAGACCUGGGCCGGUGGUAAUAUUGGAGAUGGUAGCGCAUCAAGUUCGGCGAAUCAAUUAUGGUACAUGCAAAACAUCUUGGGACUUACCAACUUAACCGCCGCCGAUCUUUCUUACGAGACCGUCGAGUACGCCGAUGCUACAGAUCCUGGAAAUUCGUCAGCCAACAACUUCGAUCUUUCGCCCUUUUAUAAUCGUGGUGGAAAACUACUCCAUUACCAUGGAUUGGCUGACGGAACUGUUGCUCCUGGUGCGAGUGUGUAUUUCCACGAUCAUGUUACGAGAACUUUGGCCCCGAUGGGUAUAGAAGUUGAUAAUUUGUACCGAUUCUUCUUAGUGCCUGGUCUGGAACAUUGCACUGGAACUCCUUCUACAAUGAAUGCUCCCUGGUACUUUGCAGGCCCCAAUCAGGCCGCUACUCUGAGUACUUCAGCUCACAGUACACCCGGCUAUUCUGAUCCCCGCCAUGAUGUUCUUCUUGCUCUUAUGACAUGGGUUGAAAAUGGUACUGCGCCUGACAGCAUCAUCGCAACUGAGUUCAAUGAUGAUUUGACGGUUGCAAAACAGCGUCCCAUUUGUGCAUUUCCCAACCAGGCAAAGUACGAUGGAACAGGCAAUGUAGAUGCCCCAGAGAGUUGGUCUUGUGAAUCGUUGUACUAA
This is a messenger RNA of Botrytis deweyae, 1194 nucleotides long. RefSeq lists its product as uncharacterized. The record is from RefSeq and is a predicted model, not a curated record. Lineage: Eukaryota; Fungi; Ascomycota; Leotiomycetes; Helotiales; Sclerotiniaceae. The coding region runs from base 1 to 1194 and encodes 397 amino acids. The transcript has 3 exons.